Capsicum annuum is the source of this 1566-nucleotide messenger RNA. RefSeq names its product mitochondrial dicarboxylate/tricarboxylate transporter DTC. Gene Ontology annotation, molecular function: oxoglutarate:malate antiporter activity. The transcript is spliced from 6 exons. Bases 390 to 1283 code for a protein of 297 amino acids. NCBI's taxonomy places the organism in Eukaryota, Viridiplantae, Streptophyta, Magnoliopsida, Solanales, Solanaceae. The record is from RefSeq and is a predicted model, not a curated record.
GGAUUCUGAUCCUCUACAAUUUUUUGCCACAUAUUUUUGAUGUGUCAUGAGGUUUCUUUAUCCAAAACAAAGCUUAAUUUGCUUUAAUCAAAAUCAAUUCUACAUAAUUUCUAAAAGUAUAAUAUUGUGAAAAUGAAGGGGUAAUAUUUAGUCACACACAAAAAUAGCUUCAACCACAAAAAGGGUUUUAUUUUUCCUUGUUUAUUGAUGAGGUGUUAGACUGUUAAUAGUGUUUGUUAAUGUUUCCAAGUUCCAACUGUGUAUAAAUAUAAAUACCGCUUCUCUUCCCCUUAUUUUUCUCCCUAAACCCUCAACAGAGCAUCUGUCCCCUAAGCCUCCCAUUCUCUUUUUAAGUUUCUUUGUUUGAAAUCUGAAAGGGGAAAGAAAGAAUGGGUGAGAAGCCAAAAUCUGGAGGUGUUUGGCCUACUGUUAAGCCCUUUGUUAAUGGAGGGUCUUCUGGUAUGCUUGCUACCUGUGUUAUUCAGCCCAUUGAUAUGAUUAAGGUGAGGAUACAAUUGGGUCAGGGAUCAGCUGCUGAGGUUACCAAGAACAUGCUUAAAAAUGAAGGCUUUGGUGCCUUUUACAAGGGUCUUUCAGCUGGGCUUCUUAGGCAGGCAACCUACACAACAGCCCGACUUGGGUCAUUCAGUAUUUUGACAAAAAAGGCCGUUGAGGCUAAUGAAGGGAAGCCCUUACCUCUGUACCAAAAGGCUUUGUGUGGUCUGACUGCUGGAGCAAUUGGUGCAACGGUUGGCAGUCCAGCAGAUUUGGCCCUCAUUCGGAUGCAAGCUGAUGCUACCUUGCCUGCAGCACAGAGACGCAAUUACACAAAUGCAUUCCAUGCACUCUCCCGUAUUGCGGCUGAUGAAGGAAUUCUAGCCCUCUGGAAAGGUGCUGGCCCCACAGUAGUAAGGGCAAUGGCGUUGAACAUGGGGAUGCUUGCCUCUUAUGAUCAGAGUGUGGAGUUCUUCAGGGACAACCUUGGCAUGGGCGAAGCUGCUACAGUAGUAGGCGCGAGCAGUGUCUCUGGAUUCUUCGCUUCUGCUUGCAGUUUACCAUUUGAUUACGUGAAGACUCAGAUUCAGAAAAUGCAGCCAGACGCUGAAGGAAAAUUGCCCUACUCAGGUUCCUUUGAUUGCGCCAUGAAGACUUUGAAGGCGGGAGGACCCUUCAAAUUCUACACUGGAUUUCCAGUAUACUGUGUUAGGAUUGCCCCUCAUGUUAUGAUGACUUGGAUUUUCCUUAACCAAAUUAAGAAGGUGGAGGAGAAAAUCGGAUUGUGAUUGUUGCAAAAGAGAUAACAUCAUCCUCUCGGAGUUGAGCUAUAUUAGAAAUAACAUCUUCGCCUUGUUGUAUUAGUACUGUUUACGCUCUUUCUUUACUUUGUGAUUGAUACAUUGACUCUGCGGAAGGAAAUUUAGGUUAGGCAUUUGGUCUAUUCAAUACUCCUACCAAUUUAGUUUUGGAAAAUUUGAUGGAAAGAUUCUUUUAGCUGAAUAAUCUAUGUACUUCAAAAACUAUCUUGAAGUAGGUGUUCUGGAAUUCUACACCAGUUUUGGCUUGCCA